This is a messenger RNA of Emericellopsis atlantica, 955 nucleotides long. RefSeq lists its product as uncharacterized. The record is from RefSeq and is a predicted model, not a curated record. The transcript is spliced from 4 exons. The coding region runs from base 1 to 552 and encodes 183 amino acids. NCBI's taxonomy places the organism in Eukaryota, Fungi, Ascomycota, Sordariomycetes, Hypocreales, Bionectriaceae.
AUGGAUCCUCACACAGACCAGCACAAGACCGAUGAGGAGCUUGACCGCGACUGGAAGCCCAGCGGUCGUCGGCCACAGUCUGGUCAGGACAAGGAGCAUGACCAAGAGAACACCCCAGCUAACGGUGACGCCAAUGCUAGGACCAUGGCGCGCUCCUUCUCCGCCGAGCUCAUGGACAUUUUCCGCAUCGAAAACUCGGUAUCCGAUCUCGACUCUCAAGUCCACAAGAGGAAGCACACCGUUCAGCAGACCACCACAGAACUCGCAUCGCUCGAAGCGCGCCUGAAGGAGAUGGAGGCUCGUCUCAAGCACUCCCAGGCUCGCAUGUCCAUCUCAGGCACCAGCUUCCGCCCUUCCGAGGGCACGCCCUCCGACAACAACCACGGCAUCCCCCCAUUCAACCCCAGGGACGAGUCAUCAGCACCAGCAGUGGCAGCAGCAGAAGACAAGGCGCGCUCACGACCCGGCACGGCCAAGGCGACGCAGCAGGCACCAAGCUCGGGCGACAUGCCUCCUACACCAGGAGCUAGCGAGGAUGGCGACCGCGAAUAAGCACCCCCGACUGCGCACAACGACACCCGAAUCCCCAACCUGGAGCGAGUAUUCUGCUGAGCGAUGGCGUAUCGUGAGGAGCCACCACCACGACCAUCACCCCUUUGGGCUCCUCCUUCUCUGGCGCGAGGCGGCCCUCAUGCCUCGAUAUCCUUUACGCGAAUGAGCCCUUAUUCUUUUUUUUUUUUCUUGCCACAAACAUACAUUGCAUGGGAUGGAGGCAGGAAGUCCCGGUGUCCAUUCGCUUAUACAUAUAUCCCCUACGGCGUUGAACGGUCUGCUUUCUAUCAUCUCAUUCUCCACGGCGAGCCAUUAUACCAUUCAUCUUCGAUCGCUACACCUCACCUGAUGUGACGGUGUUUGUUAGAGCGUUGCACGCGUAUUCGGAGCCGAUACAAUUUUG